CCUCAACCACUGCUAUCAUGCGAGACAACCGCCAGAAACGUAUGCCAAUCAAUUGCGAACCAUGUCGCAUACGGAAGAUUCGAUGUUCUCGUGAUGGCACCCCAUGCGGAACUUGCAAGAGACGUGGGAUACCAGCAGCGAAUUGCGUAUUUGCUCAACGACCUUCGAGCCAUUCCCUCCAAUUCAAUCCAGGGCCGAGCAUGCCUAUCUCACCUAUCUCCGCAACUAGAUCUCCAAGGCAGGCGCCGGAUGAGGACUUAGUCGCACGAAUUACUCGGAUCGAGAGGAUGUUGGCGAGUCAGCAGCAACAGGCCCAAGACUCGACAAUUGAUCUGUCUUUGUCCGGAGACUCAGCAUCACCUAACUCUGCCACUACAGAAAGCACUCCCGGUGGUCAUGGUGCUCUGCAGGUAUCGACGUCUGGCCAUGUGCGAUUCGUACCUUGUUGGCCUACAUCCGAACUAGACGACGAAAAUUGUUCUGACCAUUUCGAAAGUCUGGUUUCUCCCUUUGGAACACGCUACAUGUCCCACGGCCUCAGACUCUCUGACAUGCUGGCGAUGCUGCCGCCCUCAAACUUGUGCGCUCGCCUGAAGGAUAUUUACUUUGAAUCUUUCUCUCCACUGUUUCACGUCUUGCAUGAUCCAACAUUCCAUCGGCAAUUCGUCGAGUUUGAACAAAAUCCGGAGUCUGUAUCUCUAGUAUGGCUUGCGUUACUUUUCGCCAUGAUUAGCACUGCUUUGAGUGCCUGCGAUGCAAACAGCGCAUUCUUGAACGACCUUAGUAGACGAUCAACAGUGUCUGCGAAGAUUCGUGACCUUUCAGAAAGGUAUAGAGCUAGCGCCAUGCGAUGUCUUGAGAUGGACAACUACCUUUGGCGCCAUAACAUAACGACGUUGCAGGCUCUCAUCAUCCUGAUCUAUGGCAUAAAUCACAGUCACGGCCAAUCCUGGACGCUGCUUGGCUCCACAUACCACAUGGCUCUCUCGCUUGGUUGUCACAUAGAUCCAUCGAGUUUCAAGCUCAACCUCGUGGAAUGUGAAGAGCGACGUCGAUGUUGGGCUUGUGUCAUGAUGCUCUGCACAUUGCAGAACACAUCCAUGAGAAACUUGGCGCCUCACUACAAUAGUUCUCACUAUUCCGUGCGUAUGCCGGCAGAUGUCAAUGACUUCGAUUUGACGCCAGACUCAACAACCUUACCUAUACACACUGGACGUGCGACUCAAAUGUCCUAUCUGCUUCUCAAGUUUCGCCUCUACGAUAUAGGGAGCAGAAUCUGCUCUCGAGUGUUGAACUCUACCAACAUCGAUAUCAAAGCCAUAGCUGAACUCGACAAGGCUCUGAUCCAUGAGCGAGAUCUAUGGAGCUCCAUAUAUCUUUAUCACUCUCGACAAGAUGAGCUCUCUUCGUACCACAAGAUACAUCUCAAGAUCUUGCAUAGCUUUUCGCAUCAGCUUGCGUUAUUGCUCCACCGGCGAAUACUCAUGCAGGGCUCUCCGGACUCUUUUCAACAACAGAAUGCACGAUCGAAGAGCAUCGAGAGCGCACGAGCUUUGCUAGAGAUACACUCAUCCUUGCACAACAACCCGGAAUUUGGACCUUUCCAAUGGUAUAAUCGGGGCUUAGGGUGUUUCCAUACAUUCCACGCUGCCGUAGUUCUGAUUGCUACAAUAUCCGAAGCUAGCGAACCGGAUCCAGACUUGCCAGACAGCAUUCGUUUGCUAAGGGAGUGUGUGCAAAGAUUCGAGGAUCUAGCAGACUUGAGUUUGGUGUGUCAGCGCGCAGCGCCGAUACUCCGUCGACUACUUGUUGGGCUUGGGCUCGCAAUAAAUACUGAUCAGUUUGGCGAAGCGUCGCAAAUGCAGAUUGGGUACGUGACUGAUGCGACCGCUCGCAAUUCGAAUCUGGUGGCGGACGAUGAGACUGGCAAUCUGGACCAGAUCUUCGAUCAUCUUGAUCCUCAACAAUGGCUGACACCAUCGGCGAUAUCCUGGGGACAUUGGGAUUUGCCUUUGAAUGAUGCGCAAGGGUCU
Molecule: messenger RNA, 2033 nt
Organism: Aureobasidium uvarum
Lineage: Eukaryota; Fungi; Ascomycota; Dothideomycetes; Dothideales; Saccotheciaceae
Source: the annotation of a GenBank genome assembly